Molecule: messenger RNA, 1978 nt
Organism: Propithecus coquereli (Coquerel's sifaka)
Lineage: Eukaryota; Metazoa; Chordata; Mammalia; Primates; Indriidae
Gene: ARPC4
Product: actin related protein 2/3 complex, subunit 4, 20kDa
Exons: 6
Coding region: 570-1076 (168 amino acids)
Biological process (GO): actin filament polymerization; Arp2/3 complex-mediated actin nucleation
Cellular component (GO): actin cytoskeleton; Arp2/3 protein complex
Molecular function (GO): actin filament binding
Source: RefSeq, a predicted model, not a curated record
GGGAGGGGAAGGCGGCCGCAAGCGAGCCCACUGGAGGUGGGGUAAGAGUGGCAAGCCUCGGCAAACCCUAGGGAACAGCCGGGCCUGGGGGGCGGAGCUCGGCAGCCCAGACCUCUGCGCGGCAGCGAGCGCAGCCGAGCCCCAGGGGCUGCAGGUAGGAGGGGCCGGAGGGAGGAUGGGGGCGCAGAACCGGAAGAAACGAAAGGCUCCUCCGCCUCGCCUUGUCCUAAUUUGGUGCCCAACCUGAGGUCGGGCUGUACCAUUGCGUGACUGGGGAAGCCUGUGGAAAAGGAGACAAGAAAGCCGAAGACACAAAGGAGAGCUGCAAAGAAAGCUAAAGAAGCUUGCGUAUCGAUGCACUUUCAAGAGUUUAAAAUGCCAAAACAAUCCUAGGGAGAAAAUUUCCUGAGGUUCCAAGUGUUCCUAGGGUCUCUCUCCCCCACUCAAGACAUAGGUGGUACCGCCCGGAAGUCCGGGCGGAGACUGCGGCUGCGCUCCUCGCGAAAGGGCAGCCGUCGCGAAGCUGGCCACUUCCGCACUUCCGCUUUCCGGCCCAGCCAGCGCCCGCGAUGACUGCCACUCUCCGCCCCUACCUGAGUGCCGUGCGGGCCACACUGCAGGCUGCCCUCUGCCUGGAGAACUUCUCCUCUCAGGUCGUGGAACGACACAACAAGCCUGAAGUGGAAGUCAGGAGUAGCAAAGAACUCCUGUUACAGCCCGUGACCAUCAGCAGAAAUGAGAAGGAAAAGGUUCUCAUUGAGGGCUCCAUCAACUCUGUCCGGGUCAGCAUCGCUGUGAAACAGGCUGAUGAGAUCGAGAAGAUUUUAUGCCACAAGUUCAUGCGCUUCAUGAUGAUGCGAGCAGAGAACUUCUUUAUCCUUCGAAGGAAACCGGUAGAGGGGUAUGACAUUAGUUUUCUGAUCACCAACUUCCACACAGAGCAAAUGUACAAACACAAGUUGGUGGACUUUGUGAUCCACUUCAUGGAGGAGAUUGACAAGGAAAUCAGUGAGAUGAAGCUGUCGGUCAAUGCCCGUGCACGCAUCGUGGCUGAGGAGUUCCUCAAGAAUUUUUAAACCAUCUGGUUGGAUCUCGUGGCCUUCCCCCCACACUCCCCCGUGUCUCUGCGAAGGCGUCCUGGAGUCACUCCCCAGAGCGGCGGCGGUGGCGGCGGCGGCGACGAGCUGGGUCGGGGUGGGCAUUAGAUGUGGGAGGGGGGUGGUGUGCUUGCUAGCUGGGCAAGAAAGCAGCAGUGGACCUGCCCCACGGCCACACAUGCCUGGUCAGGCUGGCUUCUCAAGUUCAGUCCCCUGGGCUGGGACGGAUUUUUUUUUAAUGUCUUGAAACUUAAACUCUGUGCUUGUAGGAGACUGUAGCCUUUUUGUCUUUUUUUUUUUUUUUUUUUUAAACAAACAGCCUCCUCCUCCAGUGGCUGUGACUGGUCCCAGUGAUUGUACCUUAUUGGUCGCUGUGGGUCUGGGCAGGCCUGGAGCCAGAAGGCGACUACCUUUCCUUCCCCAUGCCACCCCACGUCGAGGGGAAGAAGGUUCAGACUCCAGUUCCUCUCCCGGGCCCGUUUAUUCCCAAGCCUCCUUGGGCCAGCAUAAGUGGUGGGGACCCUCUGCCAGCUUCCUGAGCUCUGCCUGAAGAUGGCCACCCAGCACUGGUUGGGGACAAGGGCUGAAUCGGUGACCACCGGUCAUGCCUAGGAGCUGGGGCUCAAAAGCCAGGCAACCUCUGGCUGUAGGGGCCAUUUGGUGCCCUCCCAGCUGAGGGGGGGCCACUGUUUCGCCUUGUCUAUCAGUGCAGUGCCUGCACCAGAGGUGGAGGGGUGAGUCCUCCAGAGCUUCCUGGCCAGGCCCCCCUCCUGCCUGCUCUGGCUCCUCUGCUCCCACGCUCGCUGUCCCUUUUCUAUUCUGGUGGAGCCUCCUUCCCCUAAUUAAAGUCUUUUCUUGCCCCUUUGGGGCUGCGUGAGGUC